AUGAGCUGUUUCCUCAAAAGAGAUCGAAACUGUCCCCGGAAGUGUUCUCCACCAAAUGGUGCAAACCAGUCUGAUGACAACACCAAGCUCAAGAUUGCAAUUGUUGGUUUUGGCAACUUCGGACAGUUUCUUGCAAAAACUUUUGUGAGUCAUGGUCAUCGAGUGUUGGCAUACUCUAGAUCAGAUUACACUCACGUGGCUCAAGAAUUGGGGGUUUCAUAUUUCAAUAACAUUGACGAUCUUUGUGAACAACAUCCAGAAGUGAUUUUACUUUGCACUUCAAUCCUUUCCACAGAAAAAGUUCUUAAAUCAUUGCCCGUGCAAAGAUUGAAGAGAAGUACUUUGUUUGUGGAUAUACUUUCUGUCAAGGAAUUUCCUAGAAACUUGUUUCUUCAUCAUUUACCACAUAAUUUUGAUAUUCUCUGCACUCAUCCUAUGUUUGGGCCUGAGAGUGGAAAAAAUGGGUGGAAUGGUCUUGCUUUUGUUUAUGAUAAAGUUAGAAUAGGAAUAGAUGAAUCAAGAACAUCACGGUGUGAUCGGUUUCUUGACAUUUUUGCUAGUGAAGGGUGCCGAAUGGUUGAAAUGUCAUGUGCUGAACAUGAUUGGCAUGCAGCUGGAUCACAAUUUAUCACGCAUACUACCGGAAGAUUUUUAGAAAAACUGGAGUUGGAGAGAACGCCAAUUGACACAAAGGGCUAUGAGACUUUGUUGAGUUUGGUGGAAAAUACUGCUGGAGAUAGUUUUGAUCUAUACUAUGGUUUGUUCUUGUAUAAUAUAAAUGCCAUGGAGCAAAUAGAAAGAUUUGAUCGGGCUUUUGAGUCUGUGAAGAAGCAGCUUUUUGAUCGUCUGCAUGGCUUCUACCGACAGCAAGUAUUUAAACAUGAAGAAAAACUCCCAUGAUUUACCAGAGAGGCCUAUGUUG
Glycine soja is the source of this 922-nucleotide messenger RNA. RefSeq names its product arogenate dehydrogenase 1, chloroplastic-like. Gene Ontology annotation, biological process: L-tyrosine biosynthetic process. The coding region runs from base 1 to 900 and encodes 299 amino acids. The record is from RefSeq and is a predicted model, not a curated record. The transcript is spliced from 2 exons. Gene Ontology annotation, molecular function: arogenate dehydrogenase (NADP+) activity; NAD+ binding; prephenate dehydrogenase (NAD+) activity. NCBI's taxonomy places the organism in Eukaryota, Viridiplantae, Streptophyta, Magnoliopsida, Fabales, Fabaceae.